CAGUAUUACACUGAUAAAUAUGGUUCAAUAGAAAAUUUGAUUGGUAAAGCCAAGGAUGGCGAAAUCGUCGCCCAAGCAGAUCUGGGAAUUGUUUACUCAGAGGGUUUUGGCGAUGUCUUGCUGAAAGACGAUGACAAAGCCAUUGGAUGGCUUAACACUGCUGUAGAAAACGGUAAUGAAUUUCCUACCGUCCUUGCAAAACUUGGUGAAUUGUUAGACAGGAAAGGAACGCCACUAUAUCAGCGAAAGGCGUACGAGAUGCACCUCAGGGCAGCGACACUGGGCCUCGCAAAUUCUCAGUUUAAUCUAGCAGAAAUGUAUCGAUGUGGGGUUAAUGGAGUCGUGAACAAAGACAUCAAAGAAGCAUUUAAAUGGUAUAAAAAAGCCGCUGAUGAAGAUAUGAGUGGUGGCGAAAAUGAUGCAAAGAAACCCGGUACAUUAUUAGCUGGGACGAUGAGAAAAUUUGAAAAUACCGUGGAUCGCACAAAAUACAAGGCGCUAGGAUUUCUAUACAAGUGCUACCUUGAAGGUGAUUGUCCGGAAGGCAAACCCCAACCAACCAAAGCCGUUUACUAUUUAACUAGAGCAGCCGAACAGGGUGAUACUGAGGCACAGCUAAAGUUAGGACAAAUCUACAUGAACGGAAGUUGCGAUCAAGGCAAAGACAUUUCACGGGCAAAAAGAUGGCUCAGGAAGGCUGCAGCUAGUGGUGAUGAGAGGGCAAAAGAGGUAAGUGGCAGAGACCAAAACCAAGCGUCAACAUGCAAAUCGAGAAAAACUUUCAAAUAAUAUUCGCUUUCAACAGCCCAAUUCUAAUAUGAUUGCUAAUUGAAGCUAGUCUGAGAUUGGCUUUGUUUUGAUGCAUUCUUGUCUGCUUUUUUAUGUAAAAACUGUCAUUCUCAUGCAAAAAUUUCCACACGAAAAGCAAGAGAGAUUGUUUUUAAAACGUUGGACCAGUUAACCCCAGGCUGGCAUUAUUUUACACAAUGGCACUGCUGAUGAGCACACAUGCUGCCUGAAGUCAUGUAACCGCCAGAGCAAUGGAGUGUUACUCGCAAACAACAUUUAUCUGUUGUGCGCCAGAGUCUGUGGCUCGCCACAUUUUCUGAGACAGAACUUUGUGCAUGCUGAGGCAUUCUCUCUGAUUUUUAGCCCUUUAUUGCUGCAUUCUACGUGACCUAGCAAACCCUGGCUUAAAAUUACCUUUUGCAAACUGUCAAACAUUUCAUGGCCCUCUAGUCUUUUCGAUCCUUACUGUAAACUCCAGAUCGUCAUAACCGAUCGAAGUUGUAAAUAAGGACCGGCAGCUAAAAGGGCUAGAAGGCUUUAUAAGGUAGAUGCAUAAAGAGAAAGUUUCUAAGUUGGGAUCGCGAAAAUUACAUUUUCCCAAAAGUGACUGAGGUGGGGUCUAUAUUUGGUCAUAGAAUAGUCUAUAAUAGGGUAGGGGUUCUGAGAGGCCGGCGGCACAUACCCAGAAAAAACUAACCCGGGAGGUACAUAAAUCGGGCCAAUCAAAAGGCCAGUGUUUACAAAAACCUUUUUCCCCAUGAAAUAUUUCGUAGAAUAUAACAUGACCGCUAUUUGAUGAGGGUACAUAUUUACUGUGACACACAAUAAUGUAAUAAUGGCUCUCCAAUUUCAGCCUCUCAAGCAAUGUGAAGAGUGCGCCGAUUCGCUGCAUGAACCACAAGAAACAAGUGAGCAGUCUGUAAAGCAAACACUGGACAUCGUGAUGGAAAAAGUUAAGCGGACCUGCGAGCAACAUCCAAUGGCAAUUCCUCAGCCUGUUACCUUUUCAGAAGCAAUGCUUAGUAAAUAUGAUUGGUCCCCAACGGCAAGGAAUUACCUAAAAGCGUUCAAGCUGGUAAAAGAGGGCGUUGAGAUCCUUUACAAGAGUAACUUCACUGUUGGGAAAGGGAUCUCUCUUAUAGCCUACGGUUACUUGACAGAGAAUUCUAUCCUUCAGUCAUUCCCCCUGACUAUGUUUCCCAAGAUCCUUCAACUCUGCGAAAAUAAAUUAAAAACUAAUGAACAUUUUUUUGAAGCCGUUCUUUUGUCGUAUGCCUUGCAUCAUUUCGAGUCACGGCUUUCAGAGGAAAGUUGCAAGGUUGACAUGAAAAAGGCAGCCUGUCUACUGAACAUAAUUCACUUUAUCAAAAGAGCUGAGCCUAACAGCACCCGUUGCGAAAACACCUAUGAGUUUGAUAAAACCUAUAGCAGCUGGCUUCAUGUUUUGUAUUUGCAUUUGGCGUCAAUGUAUAUCGUUUCUGAAGCUUAUGAGAAAGCAGCUGAAGCUUGUGAAAAUUCUCUGCUUUGUUGCCCAUCUUUCUAUGAGUCCAAGAGGUUGCUUGGAUAUGCCUUAAUGACACUGUAUACUUCCAAAUCAUCUCCGCAAAAAGACGUUUCCAAGCCAGACGUAUACACAGGAAUGAUGACCAUUGGAGCGGAUGAAGGACAAAUGACUAAGUAUGCUUCUUGGACAAAGGCGAUGUUAAGAGACACUGCGACAAAGGUGUUGAAAGAGUAUCUUAUCGAGGCCCCACCAUGUGAUAAAUCAUACCCAAAUGUGAAUUAUUAUCUAGCAAACCUCGCUGGUUUUGACAGAAACACCAAGGAGUUCAAAAAAUAUUAUGAACUGGGCCAAGAUGCUGAAGAGAAAAGACUUCCUUUUUUUGACCCUGUUCGUCUCCCAUUGAAAGAUUGGAUGACUCCUGUUUACAUGGAACUUCCCAACAUUAGAACGCUGCAGACAAGGUGUGGCAAUAAAGUGUGCACGAGGAAGGGCAAGGGGAUAAAACUGAAGUCCUGUGCUGCUUGUGGGGCCCAAAGAUACUGCAGCAAGUAA
Messenger RNA from Porites lobata, 2845 nucleotides. The record is from the annotation of a GenBank genome assembly. NCBI's taxonomy places the organism in Eukaryota, Metazoa, Cnidaria, Anthozoa, Scleractinia, Poritidae.